Messenger RNA from Vigna angularis (adzuki bean), 1004 nucleotides. Its product is annotated as adenine phosphoribosyltransferase 5. Gene Ontology annotation, cellular component: cytosol; cytoplasm. The transcript is spliced from 7 exons. The record is from RefSeq and is a predicted model, not a curated record. NCBI's taxonomy places the organism in Eukaryota, Viridiplantae, Streptophyta, Magnoliopsida, Fabales, Fabaceae. Gene Ontology annotation, molecular function: adenine phosphoribosyltransferase activity. The coding region runs from base 230 to 805 and encodes 191 amino acids. Gene Ontology annotation, biological process: adenine salvage.
GCCCACACUUUGUUAAGUUUAUAUAAGCUUUGGUUCUUCUUCCAUACCAACAAAAAAAGUAAUAGCAGCAGUAGAAUAAGCAGUAACAGUUUCGGAGGGAACACACAAAAAGCCCCAAAGCAAAUCACCUUUUUCAAUCUCUCUACACAUCACACACAACACAACACUCUCACUUUAUUCAAAACCAAACCCAGACAACAUCAACUCAAAACAAAACAACAACACAAAAAUGUUUGCAGAAGAGAAUGGCCUCAAGGGAGACCCCAGACUUCAAGCCAUUUCUCAGGCCAUCAGAGUCGUCCCUCACUUCCCCAAGCAUGGAAUAAUGUUCCAGGACAUAACGACAUUGUUGUUGGAUCACAAGGCGUUUAAAGACACGGUCGACAUUUUUGUCGAUCGUUACAGAGACAUGCACAUUUCCGUUGUUGCCGGAAUUGAGGCAAGGGGAUUCAUGUUUGGUCCUUCAAUUGCGUUGGGCAUUGGUGCAAAGUUUGUCCCCUUACGCAAACCACGGAAGCUGCCAGGUGAAGUGAUUUCAGAAAAAUAUGCUCUAGAAUAUGGGACAGAUUGUUUGGAGUUGCAUGUUGGUGCUGUCCAGCCGGGUGAACGGGCCAUAGUAAUUGAUGACUUGGUGGCCACAGGUGGAACUCUGUCAGCAGGAGUAAAACUUCUAGAACGUGUUGGUGCUCAAGUAGUGGAAUGUGCUUGUGUCAUCGGUGUGCCUGAUGUCAAGGGGCAGUGCAGGCUCAUUGGAAAGCCACUUUAUGUUCUUGUUGAGCCGCGUAAAGCAGAUAAAUGUUAUUAAGAUGUGAUGUUAGUUGGAUCAUAGAAAAGGAAGCUUGGUGAGAGAGACCAUAAUGUGAUAAGUUUUCGGCUCAUGAAAUCUGGAAAAUGGCGAAAUAUCAUUCUGGGAAUUCAUGUCUUUAUCUUCUCUGUACAUGUUAGCCAUCAUGGCCAACACUUUUGAACAAUCAUUAUUAAAGAAGGGUUGGAUUCUUCUUGCA